AUGUCUCGAAAAGAAGGUCAAAUUGCUCUUGCAAUCAGUGCAUACAAUAAGGGUCAAUGUACAAGCUUAAAAGUAGCUUGUACAAGGUACGAUGCGCCAUAUUCUACUACUUACGACCGCGUCAAGGGAGCUAUUCCACAACGCGAUUUCCGACCCCGAAACCAGAAACUCACCGACCUCGAGGAAUCAGCACUUAUACAAUGGAUGUUAUUAAUGGAAGCUAGAGGUCUGCCAGUACGGAAAGAUUCGAUACGCCAAAUGGCCGAUUUACUACUGGAAAAGCGAACUGGAGUAGGUCGAAUUAUUGUCGGAAAAUGCUGGGUUGACAACUUUAUAAAGCGCCACGACUCUUUACGGACGAAAUACACUCGUAAAUACGACUAUAAGCGCGCAAAAUGCGAGGAUCCUACGAUUAUCCGAGAUUGGUUUCGAUUAGUACAUAAUAUUGUUGCGAAAUAUGGUAUACUAGCGAAGGAUAUAUACAAUUUCGACGAGACUGGCUUUCAGAUGGGAGUAAUUGCGACCGCAAAAGUUGUUACA
Hymenoscyphus albidus is the source of this 540-nucleotide messenger RNA. The record is from the annotation of a GenBank genome assembly. Lineage: Eukaryota; Fungi; Ascomycota; Leotiomycetes; Helotiales; Helotiaceae.